Molecule: messenger RNA, 2165 nt
Organism: Impatiens glandulifera
Lineage: Eukaryota; Viridiplantae; Streptophyta; Magnoliopsida; Ericales; Balsaminaceae
Product: U-box domain-containing protein 34-like
Exons: 8
Coding region: 3-2165 (720 amino acids)
Biological process (GO): protein phosphorylation
Molecular function (GO): protein kinase activity; ATP binding
Source: RefSeq, a predicted model, not a curated record
GUAUGAACGGAAAUAUGAAUAACAGAACCGAGCAGCAUGUAGCGGUUGCAAUUGACAAGGAUAAAGGAAGCCAAUAUGGCCUCAAAUGGGCUAUCGAUCAUGUUCUUUCCCGCGGCCAAACUAUUACACUACUUCACGUCAAAAACCGUUCUUCCACAAUUAUAUUGAUUUCUUUGUUUCUCGAACGUGUAGUUACCCAAAGUGACAACCAACUAGCCAAGGAGCUCUUUCUGCCAUACCGAGCCUUUUGUACACGCAAGGAUAUCAAAUCAAAUGAGAUUAUAAUAGAAGAUAUAGACAUUGCAAAAGCUCUAUGUGAGUACGUGAAGCAAAACUUUAUUGGUAUGUUGGUUAUGGGCGCACCCUCCAAAAAUUCUUUUGUUAGAUUCAAGAGUGAUAUUCCGACCGUGGUUUCGAAGACGGCGCCAGAGUUCUGCACGGUGUACAUCAUCUCGAAAGCAAAGGUCGCGUCCGUCCGAUCAGCUACUGUUCCUGUUCCCAAUCCUCCCCCUCGUCCUUCUUCGUCCAGUCAGAACAUCAUGGUUCCCACUACCUCAGAUGCACAACAAAACUUUUUAAGCAAAAGUAUGAUCAUUCUCAUUUUAUUCUUCUUUCUUUCUUUUGGUUCUUCAAAAUCUUUUUUUGUUAUUACUUGCAUUUUCAGGCGCACCGGAGAGAAAUCACUUUGGUAUAAGUUAUCUGAUUUAGCUUCCAAUCAAGGCUUGUCAGACACUAGCAUGCCUUAUUCAGGCACACAGAACAUGGAAGAUGUUGAAGCUGAGAUGAGGCGUCUUAGGCAAGAGCUGAAACAGACUAUGGACAUGUACAGUACAGCCUGCAAAGAAGCACUCUCCGCAAAACAGAAGGCCAAGGAACUUCAUCGAUGGAAACUGGAAGAGGAACAAAGGCUAGAAGAGGCACGGUUAGCAGAGGAAGCUGCACUUGCACUUGCAGAGAAAGAGAGAGCAAAAACUAGAGCAGCCCUGGAAGCUGCAGAAGCAGCACAGAGGAUUGCUGAACUUGAAGCCCGGAAGAGAAUGGAAGCAGAAACAAAAGCCCUUAAAGAAUCAGAGGAAAAGAAGAAAGUGUUAGAUACAUUAGCCCAAAACGAUGUCAGGUACCGCAAAUACACAAUAGAGGAAAUUGAGGCUGCAACUGGUAAAUUCUCCGAUUCUCAGAAAGUAGGAGAAGGAGGUUAUGGACCCGUGUACAAGUGCUUCCUAGAUCAUACUCCUGUUGCUGUAAAAGUCCUUCGUCCUGAUGCAGCUCAAGGAAGAUCGCAGUUUCAGCAAGAGGUUGAAGUGUUGAGCUGCAUAAGGCAUCCAAACAUGGUUCUCCUCCUCGGUGCUUGCCCCGACUAUGGUUGCCUAGUCUACGAAUAUAUGGCAAACGGUAGUUUAGAAGAUCGGCUUCUCAGACACGACAAAACACCCCCACUUUCAUGGCAAAUGAGAUUCCGCAUAGCAGCUGAAAUAGCCACCGGACUUCUUUUCCUCCACCAAGCAAAACCAGAGCCACUUGUCCAUCGCGACCUGAAACCCGCAAACAUUCUCCUCGAUCGAAACUUCGUAAGCAAAAUAAGCGAUGUGGGUUUAGCUCGUUUGGUCCCACCGUCAGUUGCAGACAGCGUAACACAAUACCACAUGACAUCAACCGCCGGAACAUUCUGUUACAUAGACCCUGAAUACCAACAAACGGGGAUGCUUGGGACGAAAUCCGAUAUUUACUCACUUGGAAUUAUGCUUCUCCAGCUGAUAACCGCAAAACCUCCUAUGGGAUUGACCCAUCAUGUUGAGAGGUCUAUUGAAAGAGGCACUUUCGCUGAGAUGCUUGAUCAGUCUAUUAAUGAUUGGCCGGUAGAAGAAGCCUUGAGUUUUGCAAAAUUGUCUCUCAAGUGCGCAGAAUUGAGGAGGAGAGAUAGGCCUGAUUUGAAGACCGUUAUUUUGCCUGAAGUUAAUAGGUUGAGAGCUUUGGCUGAGGAGCAGGAGGAUUCGAUGUCUGGAUAUAAUAGGAUGACCACGAGGACGAUGAUGUCUGGUUGUGGGUCUGGUACUGGUCCGAUGAGUGCCUCGAGUAUGAAUCAACCUGGUUAUGAAACACGGAGUAGCUCACAGAUUCGAUCAAACCCUUCUUCGUAUGCUUCGGCUGGAGAUAAUCUUGUAUAG